AAGACAGUAGUACCGUGAUCCGCGCGUGGAGACCAUGGCGUUCCUGAGCAGUAUGUGACGGGGAUAACGGGGAAAUAUAACUCCGACAGCGGGUUAUUCUCACGCUAUUCAGAGGAGAGGAUUGGAUUUAAAUAAAGAAUAAAAUGGGCUCUCGUAUCAAGGAGAGCCCUGGGUCAGCCUUUGAGGUGUACAUGGAGGUGGUGCAUUCUGGGACGGCUGGCUCUGGACUAGAGGUGCGCAGAAGUUUCCCCGACACAUACACUGAACAGGAAACGCUACAGACUAUCCCAAAGUUUUGUUUCCCUUUUAAUAUGGACAGUAUGGCCGUAGGUCAGGUGGGGCAGAACUUCACGUUUGUUCUAACAGAUAUCGACAGUAAACAGCGGUUUGGUUUCUGCCGCCUCUCAUCAGGAGCUCACAGUUGCCACUGCAUUCUCAGCUACUUGCCGUGGUUUGAGGUGUUUUACAAGCUGUUGAAUAUCCUGGCAGACUACACAACCAAAGGACAGGACAUUCAGUGGAGGGAGUUGUUAGAGUCUCUACAUGUGUUAAACAUCCCUGAUCCUGGAGUGCCUGUGCAUUUGAGUGUGCAUUUGUUUUUCACAGUGCCUGAUCCAAGAGAAUUACCCAGUAUACCUGAAAAUAGAAAUCUGACAGAGUAUUUCGUAGCAGUGGAUGUGAAUAACAUGCUACAUCUGUACGCUAGCAUGCUGUACGAAAGACGAAUCCUCAUCAGCUGCAGCAAACUGAGCACUUUAACUGCAUGUGUUCAUGGCGCAGCAGCCAUGUUGUAUCCCAUGUACUGGCAGCAUGUUUACAUUCCAGUCCUGCCACAGCACUUAUUAGACUAUUGCUGCGCUCCAAUGCCGUACCUCAUCGGAGUGCAUUCCAGUCUAAUGGAGAAGGUGCGAGGUAUGGCUUUAGAUGAUGUGGUUCUUCUCAAUGUAGACACAAACACUCUUGAAACGCCGUUUGAUGACCUGCAAAGCCUUCCUAAUGAUGUGGUUUCAUCUUUAAAGAACCGCCUAAGAAAAGUGUCUUCAUCAACUGGAGAUGGAGUGGCUCGAGCGUUUCUGAAGGCACAGGCGGCUUUGUUUGGGAGUUACAGAAACGCGCUACACAUCGAACCGGAGGAGCCAAUCACGUUCAGUGAGGAAACCUUCAUCACACACCGGUCCAGCACAAUGAGACAGUUUCUGCAGAACGCUAUCCAGCUACAGUUCUUCAAACAGUUUAUAGAUGGUCGUCUGGAGCUGCUGAACUCUGGUGAAGGGUUCAGUGAUCAGUUUGAGGAGGAGAUCAACAUGGGAGAAUAUGCUGGCAGUGAUAAAACGUAUCAUCAGUGGCUUUUCACAGUGAAGAAAGGCAGCGGCGCAAUUCUGAACACAGUGAAGACAAAGGCAAAUCCUGCAAUGAAGACAGUUUACAAAUUUGCCAAAGACCAUGCCAAGAUGGGCAUCAAAGAAGUCAAGAGUCGACUCAAACAAAAGGAGCUUACAGAGAACGGCUACUCAGAAGAGCCCGGGCCCACUCAGCUUCCCUCCACACAGAGCAAAGACUCCCUCACCUGGGACCAGAGGCGGCCAAUCACAGUUCACUUUGGGCAGAAUGAGCGGUCACCCUCUCCACGGCCCAUGCGGCCACAGCGCCCUCCUCCACCCCAUCCCUCCAAACUACAGCGCAGCAUACGACCAGCUCGACCUCCUCGGCCAUUGGUGGCAAAGAGACCUCGCAGUAACAUUGGUGUAGAAGGAAGCCCUGAACAUUACGUGCGUCCAACCCGUCACUAUACAGUGUUUCUGUGCGAGGACUCCUCGGGUGAUGAGCUGUCUCAGGAUGACGACUCCAUUGCUGCUUUUCCUGAACACUUCCUGCUUUCUGCUCCUUUUGAAUGGCCUCAGCCAUACAGGUCUCUGAAAGAGGCAGAGCUUGUGGAAGAAGGUGUGGAGGUUGGGGAGCGAUACCAAGGUAACACUGCUCCAUCCAGUCCUGUGCUAGACAAAUUCUCUGACCUGAGCCUGUUGCAGGAUGCCUUCCGUAAUCAACAGGGGAAACCAGAAUGUCCAGAAAUCACAAAUACCACAAAACCCACUCACAGCACACACUCCAUCCUCACAUCUGCAAGAAGUUUGGAGGAGCUUCGAGCAGACCCACAAAAUGUCAACUUCAACUACCAGCGGAUGGAACUAAAUGCUGGUGAGCGCACACGCACACUUCCCGUGCUUAAAACCACCAACCCAUACAGCAAGCUCUGGAGUCAAAGGGAAGACCCAUCCACCUUGCUUGGCCGGGAGUCACCAUCCUGGGAGAGACCUCUUUCCGUUCCACCCUUAGAACCUUCUGAUGUGCGCCCACCCAGCAAGGAGAGUUCAAAUUCCUGUGCAGAGAAGACGGAAGGGGCUUGCAUUACAAUCCCUCGUCCCCAAGGUCGGAAAACACCAGAACCAGGUGCAGUGCUGGCUCCAGCGGUGACCCUGCUGCGCGGGGUUAGGCAGGCCUGUGACAAGGAAGGAGGAGUGUCUGCUGGAGGGCAGGAGUUUCGGCAGGCAUUAAAUAUGUCUCCUCAAGCACAAACUCAGGUGGACCUGUUGAAGACCAAUGAGCCAAACGAGGGACAGGAGCAGGACUUACUUAGCUUGUUGGAUCCGUUGUGUGGAGCAACAAAGGAUGAGGCCACACCAUCCCUUUCUAAACCUCCUGUACCUCCUAGACCGAACCCCCCAAACCUUGCCAACUUUCCCCCUCCAGUGUCUAUGAACCCUUUUACCCAACCACCGCAGUACCCACCUCAAAGGCACUAUAGUCCUGUCGUCCCAGGUAACCCUUUCACCCCAGCCUUCAUGAAUCCCCCAGGUGCCAACUACUUCCCCGCCUCAGGCAGUCCAUACGCAGUAUUUAAUCAGGCAUCCACUGUGGGUGUGACCCCAACUGGAGGGGCGUGGCCCAUUGGACGUGUUCUUCCAACCUCCAGCAGUAGUGGAUCUCUUUCAACCCUCUUAGACUCAUCUUCUCCGGCUACUUUGUCACAGCCUGUGCAAGUCUCCACAGAUGCACCCAGUGACCCAUUCAGUGACCUUCUUACCAUGGCAACUACACCAACAAUAAUGGCCACGCCCCCCAAAAAGAAGGUGGAGGACUUGCGGAGAAGGUGGGAAACUUUCGACUAGCUCUACCCACAAUUUUCCUCUACUGCUGCUACCAACCAGUGAGGGAGUACACAUUUAUAGCCAGUGGGUAUUUAAGACUGCGCCCCCUAGGGGCCUGAAAGCACUGUUGGACAUUUCCCCCUCCCCAGAGUGUGUUGUGCUUUUUUUUGCGCCUAGCUCACACACUUAGCCUUAUGCACACUGAUGCUAUUGAAGCAUUUCCCAUAACAACAGGAUGAACCAUGUUGCUCCAAAAGUUUUACACUGAAACACUAUAUUAGUAAGAUAACACUGUAUUUUCUGUAGCUAGCAGCGUAGUUCCCAAAGGAAUCAGACUACAGUACUAAAGAUACCAUAGAGUAAUGUCCCAAAUUCUACCAUUAGCAAUUAGACUGACAUUAUUGCCAUUAUGGCGGUACUUGCACAUCAUUUCAGUGCUGUUUUAAUUAGCUUGCUUUUUUUUAACCCUAGGCUCAUUAAUUCAAACCAUUGUACUCUUACAUUCACAUUCUUGUACAAACCAUUGUUAAAUUGGCAUUCAUAAUGCACUCGAAUACAUUUAUUGCGCAGACUACAUAUUCCACUCUAAAAUACACAUUACAUACGACAAGUAGGGAUUGUGAUAUCUGGUGUGUACUUCAUAUUUGCACUACAUAACUUAUGACCUACUACAAUGCAUACUGGACUACAUGUUCCCUAGUUCAAGCUAUAUAUACUACUCGCUAUAUACUACAGAAUGUUAGCGCUCAGAACGGGUCAAAGUAACCUGCCCUGUAGCAGAACAAAACACUGCCCCCUUGAGGUCUGGAUUGAGAUAUUUUCCGACAAAAAAUUUAAGUAAACUGGUCAAGAGUGUGUUUAGGGGGUUUUAAUUUAAAAACGUGUUAAACGCCCUCACUGGUCCCAGCUUUACCUCUGGUUUUACUUGCCUAUGUGUCAGUCUGAAAGUAUUCGAUUUGGUCUUCUGGAACAGGGUUCACAGUAGUUUAGUUGAAAUGCUUAUCGUCCACUUGCUUUGAUUAGACUUGUAUUUUGAAAUCUCCUUUUAUUCCGUGCAUCACAUGAUAGACUUACAGCUUUCAUAAAGCGACGGCAUCUUUCUUUUUAGCACUACCAUUUUCCAUCGACUCUGCUACUGCCAUGCACUCUGCAUUAUGGCUUUUUAUUCUAAUAGAGCUGUUUUGUGCUUUUUAAACAUACAUACUGCUAUAAAGUGUUAAAGUGAAUCCUAACAGCUAACGGCUGGUAUUCUUGGCAUAGACUGUGCCUGUUUAUUGGGAUUAGUUCAGCACUAUACACAACUGGUGUUGCAGGAUCUUUGCUUGAUGCCAUUUUCUUUGCUAUAUUUCUGUCCGAGACUUGCAAGUAGAAGAACACUGUUUGUGCAGAUCUUGACAUGGAAAUGAAUUGUGUACAACCAAACACUCAAAUCCAAAAGAAACAUGUUUUUUUUGUUGUCCAUGUCAGGGAGCAUCAGGGAGUGAAUUGGUGUCUCUACUCUGGUUUAUUGUCGUAUUUAAAGAUGAAAUAAUGUUAUUUGUGUUAUUAAAGUGUUCUUGAACAUAUGUAUACCCCGUAGAGCUGUUAGAAAGAUGACAUUUCCUAUUAGUUUUUCCGUUUAGAUCACCUUUCAAAAUGGGCCUUAAAUGAGUGUGUGUGUGUGUGUGUGUGUGUGUGUGUGUGUGUGUGUGUGUGUGUGUGUGUGUGUGUGUGUGUGUGUCAGUUGGUUUUGUAUUUCUAGUCUUACAGCAUGGGUUGUUAUGAUGUUUUGGUUACAUUUUUGUCUUAACGUUCAAACCGAUUUCUGCAUUUUUGACAUGGGCUGUUAGGUUGGUACAGCAGUCACUUUCUUGGUCAAUAAUUCAUACUGAAAUUUUAAUAAGAAAACAGAAGCUACUACACUAGCGCAAAAUGUCCGCUAACGUUUAGGUUGGAUAAACACAAAGCUUCAAAUGUUUCACACAAGUAUAUCAAGUUCUACUUCAAAAACGACAAAGGUAGACUUGGAAGGGUCCUGUAAAGGGUAAUAUUGAAAUUAAUCUGUGAAAAGUAUCUUUAUAAUUCUGACUGCAUUGGAAAAAGUGUUGUUUUUUUUUGUUUUAAAAGUGUCAGAUGAACCGAAGCUGUGAUAUUGCCCUUGGCAAACAUGAUACCACUCAACGUUGGAUCAAAAUAUGGACAACCCCAACUGUUGGGUAUAAAAUAUAUAAGUUAAAUAAGUUAAGAAUAUAUGUUAAAUAAAUUUUUUUUUUUUUAAAUAUAACCCAGCAGUUGGGGUUGUCCAUAAUUGACCCAACAUUUGGUUAAUACAGCCCAGCGUUGUUUAAAGCAGUGUUUCCCUAACCCUGUCCUUAAAGGCACACUGACAGUACAUAUUUUGGAUGGCUCCCUUAUCUGACCCAUUAACUGCAUGUUUGAUUAGGGAGAGGUUAAAACAUGUACUGUUGGUGUGCCUUCAGGAACAGGGUUGGUUUAAAGCAAAGGUUGUUCAGUGUAAAGUACAUGACAUGUAUGGGUUGAACAAGCUUUGAAAGUAUUGCUAGCAUGGAUUCAACAAACAUUAUAGAAUCUGCUGUGUUUUGACCACAUGCUUUCGGAUUUGGUUUCGUCAGUUGGAAUAGUAAGCAAGGUGGUGGUAUUAUCAAAAUGAUUUUUUUUUUUUUUGUAUGUGUAAAAAUACAAAUUUCUCUUUGAAUGUAUCCUAAUGUGAACUCAUAUCCUGUUUAUUAUCAUCUUGCACUUUCUGAUUUUUAUUUGGAGGUUAUUAUUUGUGUUUGCCAUAAUUAAAAAGCACAGUAUAUUCCUGUGAAAGUGGUGAGCUGGAAA
Messenger RNA from Danio rerio (zebrafish), 5972 nucleotides. NCBI's taxonomy places the organism in Eukaryota, Metazoa, Chordata, Actinopteri, Cypriniformes, Danionidae. The record is from RefSeq and is a predicted model, not a curated record.